CCCAGACCCGUGCCGCAUCCACUAGGCCAUGCUGCUUCUCGUGAUUUGCAUGACAUCCUAAAGCUCAAAGGGGUGGUGGGCCCCGCAGACCAGGGAAGGUGUUUCACUAGAAGAAGAAGGACUGGAGACCCUUCCUCAAAUCCUCCUGGGCUGUUCUGAGUGGUCACUAUUCUUUCUAAGGUGCACUCCGACCGGAACGUGUAUCCAUCCGCUGGAGUCCUUUUUGUUCAUGUUUUGGAGAGAGAGUACUUUAAGGGGGAGUUUCCUCCGUACCCCAAGCCCGGUGAGAUAAGUAACGAUCCGAUAACCUUUAAUACGAAUUUAAUGGGCUACCCCGACAGACCCGGUUGGCUGCGUUACAUCCAGAGGACGCCCUAUAGCGACGGAGUAUUGUACGGCUCACCGACGGCCGAGAACGUGGGCAAACCCACCGUCAUUGAGAUAACUGCCUACAAUAGGCGCACCUUUGAGACCGCCAGGCAUAAUUUGAUCAUUAACAUAAUGUCAGCAGAAGAUUUUCCACUGCCGUAUCAAGCGGAAUUCUUCAUCAAAAACAUGAACGUCGAAGAAAUGCUGGCCAGCGAGGUGCUCGGAGACUUCCUCGGCGCUGUGAAAAACGUUUGGCAGCCGGAGCGCCUGAAUGCCAUAAACAUCACGUCGGCUCUAGACCGGGGCGGGAGGGUUCCCCUCCCCAUCAAUGACAUGAAGGAGGGGGUGUACGUGAUGGUUGGCGCAGACGUCCCCUUCUCCUCCUGCCUGCGAGAAGUGGGCAACCCACAGAAUCAGCUGCGGUGCAGCCAGGAAAUGGAGCCGGUAAUCACCUGCGACAAAAAAUUCCGGGCUCAGUUUCACAUCGAUUGGUGCAAAAUCUCUCUGGUGGAUCAGUCCAAGCAAGUGUCCACCUAUCAGGAAGUAAUCCGAGGAGAGGGCAUCUUAGCCGACGGCGGCGAGUACAAGCCCCCUCCCGACUGGCUGAAGAGCAGAGAUUAUUACUCGGACUUCUUGGUCACGCUGGCCGUGCCCUCGGCGGUGGCCCUGGUACUCUUCCUCAUCCUCGCCUACAUCAUGUGCUGCCGGCGGGAAGGAGUGGAAAAGAGAAACAUGCAAACCCCAGACAUCCAAUUGGUCCACCACAGUGCCAUUCAGAAGUCCACUAAAGAACUCCGGGACAUGUCCAAGAACCGAGAGAUAGCCUGGCCCCUGUCGACGCUGCCCGUCUUCCACCCCGUCACCGGGGAGAUGGUCCCGGCCCUGCACCCCGACAGCUACGAUAACACGAGCCUGCCACUCAUGCAGACCCAGCAAAACCUGCCACACCAGACGCAGAUUCCCCAGCAUCAGGCUGCAGGAGAGUUUCGCAUGACAACUUUCCAAAGAUUCGAGGUAAAUGGUAUCCCUGAGGAAAGAAAGCUGACGGAAGCCAUGAAUCUGUAACGGCCGACGCAGCGGGGACGCCGACGCGGCACGUCGUUCCCUGCCAGGGAGGGCUGGGCACGCGAGCUUUCCCAGCGGUCUGUGUGCAUGCCCCGCCCCCGCCCCCAACCCCUGCUCCCGCCACGAUCCUCUCCACACGACCCUGUGCUUUUCUACUCCGGGCAGCCACGGCGAUUUGUACACACACUGACAACUUUCUACAUCUGUGACGUCCAAGAGGGAGACGGACCUCUAAGACGGACAUUAUUAAUAAAGGACCAGACGAAAGCA
Ornithorhynchus anatinus (platypus) is the source of this 1704-nucleotide messenger RNA. It is a transcript of the gene SGCE, whose product is annotated as sarcoglycan epsilon. Bases 325 to 1434 code for a protein of 369 amino acids. Gene Ontology annotation, cellular component: sarcoglycan complex. The transcript has 12 exons. The record is from RefSeq and is a predicted model, not a curated record. Lineage: Eukaryota; Metazoa; Chordata; Mammalia; Monotremata; Ornithorhynchidae.